GGCUCGGCUGUUCAGCCGUUAACGCUUUAAACUUCCCGCCUGCCACUCGCGGCACCGGUGGCCGUGUUGCUUGUCGGCCGCCGCAGUUUCCCGGCGCUGCGGACGCAGAAGCAGUCGGUGGCUAUGGCUGCGCGGCGUUCUCUUCGGGACCGACGCUGAGGGUUGCGGCCAGCCCGUCGCGCCUCGUUUCUUCGGGCCCGCCGUUGGGUCGGUGCCGCGGCCGGGAGCGGAGGCGAAUCUGCUGCGCCUGUGCUCCCGUUAGCGCGGUUUGGGCGGUUGUCAGGGAGAAACAAGAUGGCGGCCGCGGCAACGGAGGAGGACACGGAGCUGCGGGACCUGCUGGUGCAGACUCUGGAGAGCAGCGGCGUGCUCAAUAAGAUCAAGGCAGAGUUGCGAGCAGCGGUUUUUUUGGCACUGGAAGAACAAGAGAAAGUAGAGAACAAAGCACCUCUGGUAAAUGAAAGCUUGAAAACUUUUUUAGGUACAAAAGAUGGUCGUUUGGUAGCAGGUCUUGUUGCGGAAUUUCUACAUUUCUUCAAUCUUGAUUUUACAUUGGCUGUUUUCCAGCCUGAAUCAAGCACACUAAAUGGCCUUGAUGGUCGUGAAAACUUAGCUCGAGAUUUGGGAAUUACAGAAGAAGGAGGUACUGUAGGUGGUCCCCUGUUAUUGGAGGUUGUUCGAAAAUGUCAGAAGAAUAUUUCAGGCAAUGGAGAAGUGGCUCCAGUUCUAAGUGAUAGCCUGUGCCCCACAUCAAAAUCAUCUGAUGGAAGGUCGAGUACACACCCAGUACCAAGUAAGGCUGCUGAAACCACUCAAAAUGAUACAAGCGAUUCAUCAGGGGAAGGAAGCAAAAGAAGCAUUCAUUUUCUGCCUAAUGAAACAAAUCCAGAUCCUCAACUAGAAAACAAAGACUUGAAUACCAAAGAAAAAAGUGAUCCAGGUGUGGAUGACGAUGAUGUAGAGGGAGAUUCUUUUUUUGAUGAUCCUAUACCCAAACCAGAAAGAACUUAUGGCUGGAAAACUGAAGCUAAUAAAGCAGGAGGUCUAGCAUCCCUUUCUGAUGCACCGCCUUUAAAAAGUGGGUUAAGCUCCCUGACUGGUGCACCUUUGCUAAAGGAGUCUGAUAAUUUGCAUAGAAACACUGUUUUGAAAGACCUGAGGCUGGUGAAUGCAAAACUGGGAUCACUUGAAUUAGGAAAUGGAGAUGAUGACGAGUAUGCUGAUGACUUCAACAGUACUAGUCAUCGCUCAGAAAAAAGUGAUAUCAGUAUUGGUGAAGAAAUAGAUGAAAUUUCUGUGGGAACAGAAGAGUCAAUUGCCAGUGAUAAACUUGAAGGCAUCACGCAAGACCUUACUAUUUCUCAGUUGAGUGACGUGGCAGAUUAUCUAGAAGAUGUGGCAUAGAAUUGGACAGCAAAAAUGUUUCAUUGUGCUGGAAUAGAAGACUGCUGUGGACUGUUAAUUUCAGACAAUCACUUCUUGCUGGAACGUCCACUCUAUUUGUGCCUUGUAUUUCAAAGAGACUGUACAUGGAGAAGGCUUUUAAAUAUUCUUAACAUGGACUAAAUGGAUAUUGUGUUCCCAUCUGAGUCUGAUACUUUCUUCAUUUGGUUCAGCCAGACCUUUUACAGCAGGAGGUGGAUUUUCCACACAGAAUGUCCAUUGCUGGCAGUGGGCAUAAUAAAAAACAACU
Messenger RNA from Pezoporus occidentalis (night parrot), 1693 nucleotides. It is a transcript of the gene CEP43, whose product is annotated as centrosomal protein 43. The transcript is spliced from 12 exons. The record is from RefSeq and is a predicted model, not a curated record. Gene Ontology annotation, cellular component: centrosome. The coding region runs from base 295 to 1404 and encodes 369 amino acids. Gene Ontology annotation, molecular function: protein binding. NCBI's taxonomy places the organism in Eukaryota, Metazoa, Chordata, Aves, Psittaciformes, Psittacidae. Gene Ontology annotation, biological process: microtubule anchoring.